This is a messenger RNA of Bolinopsis microptera, 1804 nucleotides long. RefSeq names its product DNA-directed RNA polymerase III subunit RPC3-like. Gene Ontology annotation, cellular component: RNA polymerase III complex. The transcript has 9 exons. NCBI's taxonomy places the organism in Eukaryota, Metazoa, Ctenophora, Tentaculata, Lobata, Bolinopsidae. Gene Ontology annotation, molecular function: single-stranded DNA binding. The record is from RefSeq and is a predicted model, not a curated record. Bases 29 to 1468 code for a protein of 479 amino acids. Gene Ontology annotation, biological process: DNA-templated transcription.
AAUUACAUUUAUUUACUUUUAGGAAGCAAUGACAACUGGAGUUCAUCAACUGGUAGUAUCUUUAGUGGAUGAUUUAUUUGGCCCAAUAUGUGCCAAAACAGUAUCAACCAUCCUUAAAAACAGUCAAAUUGGUAUGAAAGAAAUCAUUGAACGCACUGGAUUUGACAAACGCACAGCUAACCAAUGUCUUUGUGUCUUAAUAAAACACAGAUUUGUCAGGUUUGACGAGAUUGGAGAGAAAAAACGAGCUGUUCGAUACACUGUCGACAUACUUCAGUCACUUAGUCUACCAUUUUACCCAAUGUUUGUCAACAUUGUGAAACAACAACACGGUGACAUGGCUGAAGUUGUACUGGAGGAGCUAUUACACCAAGGUUCUUCUUUUAAAGACUCCCUCCUUGAUAUUUGUCUGAUCAGGCUGCAAACAUCCGUUAAAGAUAAACAUACUGUCAAUAUGGAAACUUUGGACAGUAUUUUUGAGGUACUAAGAUCAAGAGGGUAUGUUGAGAAAACAGAAGAGCCAUCAGAAGACGGGGAACCUCCAACUAAAAAGAGUCGUUCUUCAGGAGGUGUUAUGUGGCGAGUCAACACCCAAGCUUUCUACACCUUCAUGCGAGAUACUCAGAUUGUAGAAUUUAUAAAGAACAGGUUUGAUGAAGGAGCAGGAGAGGUUGUGAGCGUUAUACUGCUUCUUAAUAACCAGAUAGAUGGUGACAUGUCGCAGUGUUCCUCGAGUGCUUCUUAUGAUCAGAUUCUUCACGCACUGAAGAACAAGAGUCCGACCAUGGUUCCAUUUGCGAAAAGUUAUCUUGAUAUUCUGACUGAUAGUGAUUUAGGUAUAGUGAAGUUAGUGGACGACUUCGGGGGCGGCUCCUUUCUGAUAAACUUCUCAAACUUUUAUCUCGAGUACGCCAAACACCACAUUUGUUCUAUUGUUCGGGAAAGAUUUGGUCCCAAAUCACAUCGGAUAUUCUCCAUAGUCAUGGCCAAGAAAAUGAUCGAACAAAAACAGGUAGCUGAGUUAGCUCUAAUCCCCUAUAAAGACGCUAAAGAGCUUCUCUACACCCUUUACACAGAGAACUUUCUAGAAAUACAAGAAUUGCACAGAACACCCGACUUUUCUCCUCUACGAACCUUCUAUCUCUUCCAUGUGCCCCUGGAGAAGCUGACAUUGAAGUUACUCAAUGUUUGUUAUAAGGCUAUUUAUAACCUUAUGUCCCUAAGAAAAGACAAUUUAAAUGAGAACAGCAGAUUGGUAGACAAGUCACUGCGCGCAGACGCGUCAACACUUGCAGCCACGCAACAAGGCAUAGCACCGGAGGAUCUUGAGGAUAUGCUGACUUCUAGCGAGAAACAGCAACUUGGAAGUUGUAUGAGAGUUGUAAAGCGACUGGAUCUAGGAGAAAUCAACAUUCUGGACAGUAUUUCUGCGUUAACACAUUUUGGGAACAACCAGAACGUUCACUGACCCAUUUAGAAUAUUUUUAUAAUAAUAUGCCUGGAUUGGGUUUUUAUUCAGUGAUUGUGAUAUCAUACAUUUUAUUUAUUUUCAGCGAUGUACUAAUUUAUUUCGAAGCUUUAUCCAUCCAUCUGUCGUACUAACUGGUCACGUGAUCUGUAACCCUAAUCUUUAUAUUCUUUUCACAAUGAGGAAGGGAAAUUUAGAAGUCCUUUAAAUUUUGUGGCUUCAUAAAACGCUUUUGUUCUGUGAACUUCUCGUUCUGUUACAGGCCUCAUCAGAUAUUAUUCUGUAUGACUUUCAUGUUGUAACACUAAAUUCUUGACAUUGAUAUUGAACAUGUUU